Messenger RNA from Schistocerca cancellata (South American locust), 2009 nucleotides. Its product is annotated as chondroitin proteoglycan-2-like. The record is from RefSeq and is a predicted model, not a curated record. Gene Ontology annotation, molecular function: chitin binding. The coding region runs from base 60 to 1625 and encodes 521 amino acids. Lineage: Eukaryota; Metazoa; Arthropoda; Insecta; Orthoptera; Acrididae. The transcript has 3 exons. Gene Ontology annotation, cellular component: extracellular region.
CGUUACCCAUAGUAGCUGCACUCGCUUAGAAUCGUCGAUAGCUCCGACGAGUUUCCGACAUGAAUCUACGAGCAAGUGUAUUAACGACCGUGUGGGUCGUAGUUGCUACUGCUGUCGUCCGUGGAUCACCUGUAGGAGACUGUCCGCCAGUAGAUCCGGUGGACCACACAGACCAUCUACCAGACAGCAAAAACUGUUCACUUUUCUACAAAUGUGAUCACGCAGCACCUGUACUGUUUGUGUGUCCUGAUGGACUGCACUUCAACCCUACACUGGAAGUAUGUGACUGGCCAGAAAAUGCAGGUUGUGCAGGUGGAUCAGCAUCAACUUCAGGUCCCAGCUCCACAGCUGCUCCUACAAGUGCUGCCACUACAGCUGCUACAACAUCAGCACCAAGCUCAACAGCUAACCCUGUUCCAUCAGGAGACUGCCCAGCUGUUGGCACAUGUCCACAAAAUGAAGAUGAGAAUUCUAUCGCUAAGCACCUUCCCCAUGCCUCAAACUGCAGUCAGUUCUGCAAAUGUGACCACGGUAAACCAGUGACAUUCGACUGCCCUGCUGGACUCCACUUCAACCCUACUCUGGAGGUAUGUGACUGGCCAGAAAAUGCAGGUUGUGCAGGUGGAUCAGCAUCAACUUCAGGUCCCAGCUCCACAGUUGCUCCUACAAGUGCUGCCACUACAGCUGCUACAACAUCAGCACCAAGCUCAACAGCUAACCCUGCUCCAUCAGGAGACUGCCCAGCUGUUGGCACAUGUCCACAAAAUGAAGAUGAGAAUUCUAUCGCUAAGCACCUUCCCCAUGCCUCAAACUGCAGUCAGUUCUGCAAAUGUGACCACGGUAAACCAGUGACAUUCGACUGCCCUGCUGGACUUCACUUCAACCCUACUCUGGAGGUGUGUGACUGGCCAGAAAAUGCAGGUUGUGCAGGUGGAUCAGCAUCAACUUCAGGUCCCAGCUCCACAGUUGCUCCUACAAGUGCUGCCACUACAGCUGCUCCAACUUCAGCACCAAGCUCAACAGCUAAACCUGCUCCAUCAGGAGACUGCCCAGCUGUCGGCACAUGUCCACAAAAUGAAGAUGAGAAUUCUAUUGCUAAGCACCUUCCACAUGCCUCAAACUGCAGCCAGUUCUGUAAAUGUGACCAUGGGAAACCGGUGACAUUUGACUGCCCUGCUGGACUCCACUUCAACCCUACUCUGGAGGUAUGUGACUGGCCAGAAAAUGCAGGUUGUGCAGGUGGAUCAGCAUCAACUUCAGCUCCUAGCUCCACAGCUGCUUCUACAAGUGCUGCCACUACAGCUGCUCCUACAAGUGCUGCCACUACAGCUGCUCCAACAGCAGCACCAAGCUCAACAGCCCAACCUACAGAGGCCCCAUCAGGAGACUGCCCAGCAGUAGGCUCCUGCCCACAAUAUGAAGAUGAGAACUCUAUUGCUAAACACCUUCCUCAUGCAUCUGACUGCACCAAGUUCUGCAAAUGUGACCAUGGGAAACCUGUCACUUUCGACUGCCCUGCUGGACUCCACUUCAACCCUACUCUGGAAGUAUGUGACUGGCCAUAUCGUGCUGGCUGUGCAAAUAAAUCAGGAUCAACCGCAGCUUCUAGCUCAUCUACAGCUUGACCAACAAGUAUGCCUAUACAGAUGGUCCAGCAUCAGCUACAUCAACUACUGCUGCACCAAAGAGCUCCGUAGGGGCAGGUGAUCAAGACUCUUACAAGUGAAUGAAAUCAUAUCGUGCUUAUGAUCUAAUCCUUAUUGCCCAGUAUCUUACAUAUAAAACCAACUGUACUGUAUAUUGUAGACGAUGUAGCAAUAACCUGGGUAUGUUUGGGUGUCUACAUUUCGGUGUAAAACUACAGAAUUUUGACUGGCCUUGUUGUACUGGUUGUGAAUCACUGAAAAGUGCAUUUAUGUAUUUGAAGUGUAUAUUAUGUUAAAAAUGUUAUGCUAAUGUGAUUAUGUAUUGUACAUAUUCCUUUCAGAACACAUAAUAAAGUCAUACGU